GGGUGGAGAAAUUGCAGCCGUUAGUGGUGGUCAAUAAAACAUGAAGUCUCAGUUGCAGCUUAGGUGUACUUAAGUAGGAGUGGGCGAAAUGCGUGGGUGGGUAAUGGAGGUCACCUCAAGCAGUGCUGUCUUAUUUAUGGCAAAGUGCGGUGCUUAAAUUUGCCCACUAGAAAAUAAAAAGGAUGCUCGGUUGGUAAGCUGAUUUUAAAAGUACAAAAAGGUAAGCUUUGAGCAAAGGUGUAGCUUUUGUGUCUGGGUAAACAUAAAUGUAAUAGAAAACUGAUUCAAGCCUUGUUCAAAAUAUAUCAUAUAUUUUAAGUUUAGUUUUCGUUUAAUAUUGAUUGUAGCAAAGGCGAAAAAGAAAUCAAAUCCUCACCCUGUCACCUCGGAGAAUAUUUUUCAGAAGUUCACCCACAUCGUUUUCUGACUAUACACCUUUUUUUACAGAGCCAACAGAACAAUAAAAUAAAAAACGGAAUGCAUUAAGGUCAACUUAUCGGAUCGAAUGUCCAUAGCCUGCCAGCCAGGUGAUUCAUUGUCCGGAACUGCCGAGUAUAGAAGUAAUCUAGUAAACUUAUGCCAAUUAAAGCUUUUCCACUUGCCAUCGAUUGUUAAGUAUACCUGUUUGCCUUCCAUUAAUUUUCUAUUCUAUACCUGAGACUAAACCGCCUUUUUAUUCAUUUUGUUCCUUCCUUUGGAGUUUUCUCCUUUCUGCGAAAUGUGUUCGCUCAUUGUUCAAGUUAAUUUGUCAUUUUCACUCGUCCAUAUAAUGGGAAUUUUCCAUCAUUCUCUUUCUGUUCCGUGCCCUUUGACUUUUUGGUCCUCGGAUUUUCCCUUUUCCGGGUAAACAAUCAAGUUCUGGUCGGGACAAAAGUAAAUAUCUGGCUGGAAAAAUCUACUUGAUUUUAAGCACAAGAACCUCCGCAGCCUGUCGAAUAUUAAAAACUAAACUUUUUCGGGGGAGCAGAAUGCUUUUGGGCUGGGGAUUGUUUGGUGGGUCGGUGGACUUUUGGUGGGUCUACGGCGACUGCUUUCAAGGAGCUCAACAAACUUCUUACACUUUAUUUAAUUAAAGUUUUACUUGUUCGUUGUUUUUCGCAUUUGUUCGCUGACGCUGUCGUGUUAUCAGUGGGACAGCUGGGACAGUUGUCAGCCGCCCUCGUAUCCGCCGUUCGACUUUGAAGUUUGGCGGCGGGAGGUUAGAUUUCAACGAGGCAUGUCCAAAAAAUGGAAAUAAUUUAAAGCUGCUCAACUUGAUUUCGUUAGAAUAUGUGCAAAUACUCGGGAUUAGGCGAGGUUUUGUGCUCUGUUUUGGUUUCGCUCUUAAUUGUUUCCGUAUUUAGUAUGGUCAGAAUGUUUAAGUUAAAAUGUUUAAUUUUCGUAACCUACUUCCUUGAUAUAAUUUAUCAUUUAUUUAAAUAAAGUGAAUUACAUUUUAAACAAAGAACUCCAAAUUGUAUCCCCUUUUCCAGAACCAGAACGGAUUUUACUUUGACUAACUUAAAUUCUGUUGUUUUCUCAUGAAUCUUAAAUACUCUUUUCUUUUCGGCAGCCAUAAUGAAUGAAAACAAAAAGCUUGUGUCAUAUGUAAUAAGUGAAACUACUUGUGCAUGUGCUAUAAAAUAUAUGUAGUAAGGGCUUGAUAUGCAGGUAUACCUAUUUGCCUGUUGUAGAGAACCGAAAAAAUGUGAAUGAAUUAGCCGUCAGACGAGGACAUUGCACAGCAAUUUGCAGCGAGCUGCGGAGCAAACUGUCAGACUAGCCGGCCACCUAACCUAGAUAAAAACCAAACCGCACACUUGGCUGCCUAUUCAGAUAAAGUCGGAGCAGGCGACAGAGCCAGAACCAGAAGCUAUAGAAUCUGGAACCAGGGUUACAGCCAUGUACAAGAUCCGAGCAGGAGGACAAAAGCGCACACAGGCGUGUACAUACAUGGAUGGCUAUUUUUCUAUAUAUUUUCCCUUCCACUAUUGCAGCCACUUUGGGUCUUCGGUGAGAAACUUAUAAACAGCCGUGGAAAGUUUUCAUAAAAGAUGGAAGUACAAAAACACACUCGCACACUCGCACACUCACACACUCACACACUCUCACAUAUAGACACUCGAGUGUUUUGCAUUUUAUGUAGCAUGAGUGCAAAAAGAAGGGGAAAAAACAGCCAAGAGGGGGAAAACUCUUUAAAAGCGAAAAACUUUUUUAAUAAUCCAGCGACAGCGUCCUGACUUUGUGGCCUGCAGAUACAGAUACAAAUACAAAGAUACGAGAUCUUCAGUCGACAGGGAGAGAGAGGGGGAUAAAGAGAGACUGGGCCAACUGUUUCAGGAAUUUAAAUUGUUAGCUUUAUCUGCGUUCGGCACUGAUUGCAAAUCCAGUUUAACCCCAUUUACAGGUGAGAACCGGCAGAUGGAAGGUGCAAACACAUGAAGCCACUUGAAAAUGGAGUGAUUCCGAAGGCAGGCAUCUGUGAGAUACAUUCUGCAUCCAUCCAUCGGUGGAAAGUGAGCCACAGACCAUAAACUCUCAGAUUUAGCCUAAUUUCCAUCCUAGUAUUCCAAUGUGAAUUUCCCCUGUCUUGUUGGCCAAUCAGCCAUCCACCCAUCCAUCCAUGCAUCCAUGCAUCCAUGUAUCGGCGAAACCCUUUUGUUGUGGCACUAUUGGGCUGCUCACUGAGUGUGUUAUCUGGACAGAUUAUCUGGCUGAGUGAACGCCUUGGCUAAACGAAAUUCAAUCAGGCUAAUAGCUGGCGUAACCACACUCGGAAAUAAAUUGUUCAUAAAUCGCAUCAUUACCUUAACAUUAGACUUCAUGAUUUUGCGAAAAUUUGCAAGAAGCUUCUGUGGUGGAAUGUGAGAGCUUAGCUAAAACCAAGAUACAAUUUUUUUGUCUUUAAUAUUUGUAUAUAUUACAAUAUUUAGCAAAGAAAGCUUCAAUACAAAAUGAAAUUUACAAAAAUAAACUAAAGUGUUCUUAAAUAUUGAAAUUAAUCCUAAAAUGACACACAAUUUCUCCGAGUGCAUCGCCUUGAGUGCUGCCCGUGGCUGUGAUUCGAUUAUGCCACUGCCUUUGGGUAAUCCACUAGCACUAGCAGUCAUUCGAGUCACAGCGAUGCCGCGUUGGCUUCUACUCCUGGGCAUGUCGGCCCUGGGUAUACUGUACAGUCUGACCAGGGUGUUUGGCCUAAUGGCCACCGCCAAUUGGAGUCCGCGAGGCAUUAAGAGGGUCAGACAGAGCCUCUAUCUGCGCAUCCACGGCUGGGUGAUGCUGAUCUUUGUGGGCUGUUUUUCACCCAUUGCCUUUUGGUGCGUUUUCGAAAGGAUGGCCUUUCUGCGCCAAAACCGAAUUCUACUAUUGAUUGGCUUUAAUCGAUAUGUCCUGCUUCUGGUCUGCGCUUUCAUGACUCUGUGGAUACACUGCUCCAAGCAGUCGGAGAUUAUUGGGUGUCUCAAUCGAUUGCUGAAGUGUCGAAGGCAGUUAAGGAGACUGAUGCACACUCGGAAACUGAAGGAUUCCAUCGAUUGUCUGGCCACCAGGGGACACCUGCUGGAAGUGGUGGUGCUACUCUGUUCCUAUUUGUUCGCCUUGGCUCAGCCCAUUCAGAUACUCAAGGAUGAUCCGGAAGUGCGAAGGAACUUCUUGUACGCCUGCAGUUUGGUUUUCAUAACCGUAUGCCAGGUCAUCCUGCAGCUAUCCCUGGGGAUGUACACAUUAGCGCUACUUUUUCUGGGUCACCUCGUUCGACACUCCAAUCUGCUGCUGGCCAGAAUUCUGGUGGAUGCCGAGCAUAUUUUUGAAAGUUCCCAGAGUGCCGGAUUUUGGCUCAACCGGCAGGAGCUGUACAAAGGCCAACAAAAGUGGUUGGCCCUCGAGUUGUGGAGAUUACUUCAUGUGCAUCAGCAAUUGCUGAAGCUUCAUCGGUCCAUAUGCUCAUUGUGCGCAGUUCAGGCCGUCUGCUUUUUGGGAUAUGUGCCCUUGGAGUGUAUGAUUCACCUGUUCUUCACAUACUUCAUGAAGUACAGCAAGUUUAUACUGAGAAAAUAUGGAAGGUCUUUUCCGUUAAACUACUAUGCCAUCGUCUUUUUGUUGGGGCUCUUCACCAAUCUUUUGCUGGUAAUUUUACCCACAUACUACUCAGAGAGAAGAUUUAACUGUACCAGGGAAAUCCUCAAACGCGGAGGAUUGGCCUUUCCAUCCAGAAGCACUGUGAAGCAACUCAGGCACACUAUGCACUACUACGGCCUGUAUCUGAAGAAUGUGGAGCAUAUAUUUGCCGUCAGCGCCUGUGGACUGUUUAAGCUGAACAAUGCGCUACUCUUUUGCAUCGUGGGUGCGAUACUAAAUUACCUCAUGAUACUGAUACAGUUUGAUAAAGUCCUAAACCAAUAGCUGACAAACUCACCAGACAAUGGCCAUAAAUAAACAUAAAUUAAAUUGUUCCCUUGUUAAGGAUGGGUAAAUAUAUGUAUAUGUAGUAAUAGCAAACGGAAUCCCAUGGAAGGGGCGACUU
Molecule: messenger RNA, 4501 nt
Organism: Drosophila yakuba
Lineage: Eukaryota; Metazoa; Arthropoda; Insecta; Diptera; Drosophilidae
Gene: Gr77a
Product: putative gustatory receptor 77a
Biological process (GO): sensory perception of taste
Cellular component (GO): axon; membrane; neuronal cell body
Source: RefSeq, a predicted model, not a curated record